AUGGAGAACGUCUCACUUCUCAGCAUCUCUAGACCUCGAAUCUCUUCCUCUGCCCUGAGUACUUUUCCCGAUAUUAUAUCCUCACUUGCCUCCAGCUUGCCAGACAUUAUAAAGACAGAGAUACCCACUGAGGCUUCCAGCCCAGCUCAGGCCCUGCCACCCCAGUAUCAAAGCAAUGCUCUCUGGCAUGGGGUGCAUAGCCAAGUGCCCUCACCAGACUUGGGGGACACCCAGAAUGGGGAGCAGCUGAGGCGAAACUGCACCAUCUACCGACCCUGGUUUUCCCCUUACAGCUACUUCGUAUGCACAGACAAAGAGAGCCACCUGGAGGCCUAUGGAUUCCCAGAGGUGGACUGGGAAGAGGGCAGAGGGGACAGUUGCCUUAUUGAGGAUGUGGCUGACAGUGUCUGCUCGUCUUCCUCAUCCCAAGAGAAUACAUACCCUAGGGAGGCCAAUAAGAAAUCCAAGCAUGGUUUGGAGUCCAUUACAUCCCAGGACAUCCUAAUGGUUUCCAAGUGGCACCCAGCCCAACAGAAUGGCUACAAAUGUGCAGCCUGCUGCCGAAUGUACCCCACUCUGCACUCCCUCAAAAGCCACAUCAAGGGGGGUUUCAAGGAGGGUUUCAGCUGCAAGGUGUACUACCGAAAGCUCAAAACCCUCUGGGGCAAGGAACAGAAGGCCCGGUCAGGAGAUAGGUUCUCUUUGGGCAGCUGUCAGGCCUUCAAGUAG
Cricetulus griseus (Chinese hamster) is the source of this 729-nucleotide messenger RNA. The record is from RefSeq and is a predicted model, not a curated record. Lineage: Eukaryota; Metazoa; Chordata; Mammalia; Rodentia; Cricetidae.